AUUAACACUUUUGAAGGGGGAACAAUGGAUCACUUUAUUAUACUGAGAAAACUACAAGUAACCAGCAUUUUCACAUACCUGCUUUUUUAUGUGUGUAAAAAAAACAAAGAUAAACUAUCGUUAGAAAGUGUUGUGAAAGCAAGACUCCUGCCUGAGCGCGUUGGCUGCUUGGUAAAGUUGGCUGCUUGUCACAUGGCAGGAUUAGAAGCCAAUCCUGCCAUGUGACAUAAAACCUGAGGCACAGGUAGACAGUUUGCUUGACUGUGGGAAAAUGUGUCACAAAGUGAUGGAGAAGAGAUACAAACUUUAUGAAACUCACUGCAAAAAAAACAACAUGCACGUGUUCAGCUGCAGUUAGACCAGUUUUUACCUUAUGCCUAAACAUAAUAAGUCUGCUCGCAUUUAUUGCGAAUGGGAUCAAACCGCCAGGCUUCAAAACAGUAAACAAUGUGCUCUGCCUCCUAAGCCACAGCCACGCCAAGUACAAUUGCUGAGUGGCUUUCUUAAACCAUGUGAUAGCUGCACAGUGGUUCAGUGACAUUAGAUGAAAAAGUAGUAGCGACUCCUGAUAAAGAACUAGAAGGAAGUUGGAGCCUCUCUGAGGUGUGUCUGUUUACCCUCGCACAUUUGUCUUUAUUUGCGUCAUGUUUUUGGGAGGGAUGAUAUUAAAGGAAGAGAAGAAUUAGUCUGUACCAGUUUGCAAAGAUCACAGAGGGCAUCAUGACGUCACACGGCUGUUAUCUCUGCCUGUUGCUUUUAAGCGUAAUCCUGAUCGAGCCAUCAGAAGCAGGUUGUAUGAACCACUUCAAAAAAGCAGACUGGAAGAAAACUACAAUAGACAAGCUCCCAGAGAAUAUUCCUGUCAAAAUAAUGAACAAGUCUGAGGACAUCGUUGUAUGUAGUUUAAUGAAAGACGAAGACUGUAUAGACAAAACAGAAGAAACCUGUUUUCUACGGGAGUGUUUUGGGGACUAUAAACCGCCAUGUAACGAGACGGAUAAGAACAUCAGUGUCCCUUUCUAUCACUUCAUGUGCUUGACAGAUAUAGCCAAGGGUCUACGAGACAAAACAAAUGAAACAAAUGGAGGAUCACUAAAACCCACUGCAGAAGAAGUCUGUAAAGUGUACGAAAAAGUGUGUAAGCGAGAUUCUCCCAACCCAGACUGCUGUUCUUUUUGCAGCUUUUCAGCAGCAAAAACGACAACACCAACAGCUUGUACUACUACAACACCAUCCACAGAAGCAACAACAAAUAAGACAACAUCGACACCUUCUGCAACAACAACACCAACCACAGAAGCAACAACAAAUAAGACAACAGCGACACCUUGUGCAACAACAACACCAACCACAGAAGCAACAACAAAUAAGACAACAUCGACACCUUCUGCAACAACAACACCAACCACAGAAGCAACAACAAAUAAGACAACAGCGACACCUUCUGCAACAACAACACCAACCACAGAAGCAACAACAAAUAAGACAACAGCGACACCUUCUGCAACAACAACACCAACCACAGAAGCAACAACAAAUAAGACAACAGCGACACCUUCUGCAACAACAACACCAACAACCACAGAAGCAACAACAAAUAAGACAACAGCGACACCUUCUGCAACAACAACAACACCAACCACAGAAGCAACAACAAAUAAGACAACAUCGACACCUUGUGCAACAACAACACCAACCACAGAAGCAACAACAAAAAAACCACAAGUAUCAACAACAGCAGUUUCAACAAUAACAACUCCAUCAUCCCCGUUGAAUUUACAACAGAAGGAUGGUGCUGAAAAAAAAGAGAGCAACUUACAGAUUAUAAUAGGUGUCCUUAUCUUCACCAACUUCCUUUGGGCGGUGGCUUUUUACAUGUACACGCAGAGACUUCAAAGGAGUAACGAGAUUCCAAACUUGAAAGAAGAAGAGGCGAUGACAGUGCGUAACACAUUUCGCAGCGACAUUGGAGAGGGUUCCAUUUUAUUAAUGACACCUGAAAGUUCCAUCAUCAUAAAUUCACCUGAAACCACCAUAAUUGAAAGCCUUUGCCCACAAGGAACACAUCUUUAGAAGUUCUGGACUGAUGAGAAAAUCUUUUCUAAAUUUGGCCAUUGCAGAAUCUGGGUACGAGGAUCUGCUCUCCAGAUGAAGUAAAGGUGGUCUGUGAAUGCCUCUUAGCCCAAAGGAGGAUAAACUUGUGAAGUAUGUGAAGAAGAGUGAGACCGAACAAACCGCAGCAUGCCUAUUCAUGUAAUGGCUCUGCAGUCACAAAUUAAGAAGGUUUUGUGGAUUACCCCAGCACCACGUCCAAGCAAUAAACUGUCUGCCUCGUGUAAAAUGUUUUACUACUGUGCUGGUUUUAAGUGACCAAGGUCUUGCCAGAAGAACUACACCGGGCUAGUUACAUUAGAAAUGUUGGUGCUGAUGAGGGAGUCUGUUUUAACACAGGCAAUAAAGAGUUGGGUUUUUUUGGUCGUAUUAAGAAUAAUUUGAGACACAAAAACACAGAUUACCCAUGUGGUCUGUGAACGUAUAAAGUGUGUUAAAGUGUUGUAGAAGUGUGCAGAAAACUAUAUUUGGUGUGACUGCAAAAAAAGUUGUAAUGUUUAUAUAGCUAAUGGACUAAUUCUCUUUGUUUAAGUGUACAUAUUUGGAAAAUGUGAUGUUAUCUGUUAACAGUUGUUCUAGAUAAGUUCUCACUGUACAGUCUUCAUACAAGCAUCUAAUGUGUUUAUGUUUCAUGGAAGCAUAAAUAGAAAAUUCCCUACCACAAUGCAUUUAUUAUAUUCACAAAUCACCGCAAAAACAAACAGAUGUGAAAAGAACUGUCUCCUCUGCCCUUUUUCAUUUUCAUAGUGUCACGUUAUUUCACUUGCACAUUUGUGUAAGUAACCCAAAAUAAUAUCUUGACUGUCCCUCACAUAUAGAAGAAUGUAGACAUGGUUCUAUGUUUUGAGUGUUUGCCUUUCGAUGCAUUUGUGGAAUAUAUUUUAGUUUUUGUAUAUGUAUAAAUUUAUUUUUUUUAUAUAUUUUUAAGCCAACCAGUUUAUUUAUUGUGUUUGUGACAGACUGAGUGGGAGUAUUUUUUUUCAAAUGUGUAGAUGUGAGUUUAGACAAGCACCUAUGAUUCCCGUACAUACUCCUUGGUGUGGAACAAAAAUGACUGAAAAGAGGAAAAGGAAAAAAAAUGUAAGGGGAUAAUAACGUCAUUAGUUGGCACAACUGGCACAACGGACCUGGUGAACAUAUCUGAGUACAGGAGCCACACACGGUCCAAACUGGUGCUAAGUAGGCCAGACUUUUAAAGUGUAUAAAACGCUAUAUUUAAAACCAACAAAUAAAUAAGAAACACUUCUUUAAAUGAAGACAGUCACAUUAAAAGAAUCAUCUACACAGUUUUACCAUCUGCAUGUCACAUUUUCACUGACUGUACUAGACUGGUUUUGUCUGUUUGGCACCAGUGCCUUUGAAGGUGAAGUGUAUUGGUGUAUUUAUCACUAUAUAUAUAUAUAUAUAUAUAUAUAUAUAUAUAUAUAUAUAUAGAUAUAUAUAGAUAUAUAUAGAUAUAUCUAUAGCAAGAUGUUAAUAUAAAUUAACCUGCAAUGUAUCACUAUCCCUUGCACUUGCAUUUUUCUUUCCAGAUCUUCAUUUCACAGAUGUCUGUCUGGUGCCUUGUUUUUGCAAAUAAAGGCCCUUUUUCGGCUUUAAAAGCUUUGUUGUACUUCUGAGUCCUCUCAACACAGAUCUGACGUGUCCAAAGCAUGA
Molecule: messenger RNA, 3768 nt
Organism: Pelmatolapia mariae (spotted tilapia)
Lineage: Eukaryota; Metazoa; Chordata; Actinopteri; Cichliformes; Cichlidae
Product: salivary glue protein Sgs-3-like
Exons: 15
Coding region: 721-2073 (450 amino acids)
Source: RefSeq, a predicted model, not a curated record